AACUUGCUGGAAGAGUAUCCCCAGGCUCAGAAUGAUCACGGAAAGUCGUAAUUAUAUCUGCAUUAAUUGUGGAACUCCCACAGUGGAAUUGUGUAAAAAAUAUAGUGAAACUGUGUUAAAACUUGUGAACUGUUCAAAAUGUAAACUUGUAGCCGACAAAUAUAUUGAGUAUGACAUCGUAAUUGUAAUUAUUGAUUUAAUACUACUUCAAAAGGAAGCGUAUCGUCACAUUUUAUAUAAUUCCGAAUUUACUAGCCACUGGAAGCUUGCUGCAAUGUUGCAAAUGAUGGAAGCAUAUUCCGACUGGGUGCGUACUGCAAAGCACAAACGUAAUUAUAAAUUAACAUAUGAAUAUGCAACAACUGAUGUUGAAUUAUAUAUGCUGAGCUUUCGAGUAAUCUUCAGAAGUAUUUGCUACCUGCUGAUAAUACUAGCAUUAACUGCAGUGUACAAUUUAGUUAAGAAGCAGAAGAUCUCCAAAUCAUUUCCAAUUGUUUGGAAAGCUAUCGUCCUGUCUAACUUUGGGUCAUUUCUUUUGCUCCCUUCACUAAUUUGGGAUAGCACCUUACAAGAUUUGCAUAUUAUUUUUGUGGCGCUCUACACCACAUUGUCCCAAUUGUUGGCGUAUACUGUUGUCUGUAACUGUGUGAAGCUAUGGUCAGUUGCUGUGAUCGUUAUAGCUUAUAAUGGCAAAAUGUAUGCAAAUGAACUGUAUGAUAUUAUGUAUAGCACUUUAUAUAACUUUUUAACGUAAUCAAUUGAUUUAUCAAAUUGUCAAUCACAAAA
Messenger RNA from Photinus pyralis (common eastern firefly), 786 nucleotides. It is a transcript of the gene Arv1, whose product is annotated as protein ARV1. The coding region runs from base 32 to 754 and encodes 240 amino acids. Gene Ontology annotation, cellular component: cortical endoplasmic reticulum; Golgi apparatus. Lineage: Eukaryota; Metazoa; Arthropoda; Insecta; Coleoptera; Lampyridae. The record is from RefSeq and is a predicted model, not a curated record. Gene Ontology annotation, biological process: sterol metabolic process; regulation of plasma membrane sterol distribution; sphingolipid metabolic process. The transcript has 5 exons.